Saprolegnia diclina VS20 is the source of this 1736-nucleotide messenger RNA. RefSeq lists its product as hypothetical. The coding region runs from base 1 to 1677 and encodes 558 amino acids. NCBI's taxonomy places the organism in Eukaryota, Oomycota, Saprolegniomycetes, Saprolegniales, Saprolegniaceae. The transcript is spliced from 6 exons. The record is from RefSeq and is a predicted model, not a curated record.
AUGAGGCAGGUGCUGGUGCUUGGGAACGGCGCCGCCGGCGCAGAGAAGCAAGCGCUCGCUCUCGCCGCCAAGCUGCAAACGGCAAUCCGCAGUCUCGAUGUAUCGCAGCCUAUUGGCGUCGCCAUGGCGCGCGUGCCGUACACGAAGGCCUUUGUCCGAAUCCCACCGGCAGCCCACGUCGCCGCCGCCAGCUUGUUCCAGCGCCAUGGCCUGGGCUACGCGCCGCCACUACCAACGCAGCACGUACCCGACAUCGUCGUAGGCUGUGGCCGCUCGACGGUUGCGCUCUGUGCCGGUCUCAAGCGCGCGCACCCGUCGCUCUUCAACAUUCAGAUCCAACACCCGCGCAUCGAUAUGGCGUACUUUGAUGCUGUGCUCGCACCGCAGCACGACUUUGACGCUGGCGCCGUCUUACCGUCACAUGUCUACGCGACACCAGGCACCAUCACCGACGUUGGUCCCGACGUUCUCGAUGCGUGGGAGGGUACCGCGCCGUGGACGCAAUGGCCUGGCGCUGCUGUUGCGCUGCUCGUCGGUGGCUCGUGCCGCGGCUACACUCUCUCAAUCGACCGCGCCAAGGCUCUUGUCGCGCAGCUACAGGCGCAGUGGUCACCAACGACGUCCCUCUUUGCGACCUUCUCCAGACGCACACCAUCGUCGGUCCAAGCGUAUUUGCAGCAGGCGCUGCCGCUGGCGUUUCCCCAGCUCGUGCUCUACGACGGGAAGGGCGAGAACCCGUACGUUGGCUUUUUGAAACACGCCACCUACAUUGUGACGACCCCCGACUCGGUGUCCAUGACCACCGAAGCACUUUGCACCCAGAAGCCCGUCUAUGUGUUUGAUGCCGAACUGUGCACGGGUAAAUUUCUCCGGUUCCACGGCGCGUUGCCGACGCAGACGUGGGGGGCGCCAUUGAGUGCAGUGAAGCCGCCGCCAUUCGAGUCUCUGCCUGCUGAUGUGCGCCUCGCGCCGCUUCUCGUAAACGACCACACGAACGUUGUGGCAUUCGACCUGCCGGGUCACGGCCGCACGAGCGCAGACGUCGUCGGCGGCUACUACUACAUUGACGCCGCGGUCAUCACGGACGUCGUUGCGACGGCACUAACGCUGCUGCCGCCCGCGCGAUUUCUUCUCGCGGGACACUCGAUGGGCGCCCACAACGCACUGCACGUCGCUGCGCGAAGCGAUGCUGUUGCAGGUCUCGCCCUCUUGAACCCGAUGGUCUGCGUCCAAAGCCGCAACCAGCCGACGUUCGAGUACUGGUUUGGCGUCGUCAUGCGCCGCUGUGGUAGCAGUCCCAACUUCAUGACGCGAUGGAACCGCUCGAUUUACUUUAAUAAGAUGCGGUUCUCGCCCUCGAUUCCUGAAAUGGAGUUUGUCGCCGCCUUGUACCGAAUGACGACGGCCGACUACGCCCGCGUCGCCGCCGACGCCGACACGCUACGUCGUCAGAAAUUCCCCGUCCUCGUGGCGCUGACGGCCGACGACAAGGUCAUUGAAGUUGAGAUCGGCCACGAGCUCGCAGCGGCGCUCGGCGCGACGCACGUCACAACCUUCGAAAAGGGCGGCCACAACAUCGUCAAGACCCAAGUCGAUGGCGUCGCUGCCGCUCUCAACGAGUGGGCUAGCACCGUUGCCGAGACACACUCGCCACAGUCAACCAUUGUCGCCGCGUGAAGACAUUCAUCAACACUCGAGAGACGCAUAACAAUGUCGUAUAUAAAUUUCGUGUUCAC